AUGUCGCAGCUCGAGAGCCAUGUCACGGUUCAGAAGCGUGCUUACUACUCCCCGCCGUGGGCAGACGUGAGCAUCAUUGCCGUUGCGGGCAGCUCAGGCUCCGGCAAGUCGACGCUGUCCCAGACGAUCGUGAAGAAGCUCAACCUGCCGUGGGUCGACUCAUACUAUAAGUCUUUGACCCCUGCCCAAUCCAAGCUGGCAUUUGCCAAUGCGUACGAUUUCGACUCCCCGGAGGCCAUUGACUUUGACGCUCUCAUCAACUCCCUACGAGACUUGAAGGCUGGAAAGCGAGCAGAGAUUCCUGUGUACUCCUUCGCCCAGCAUGCACGACUGGAGAACACCACAUCUAUUUAUUCCCCACACGUACUUGUCUUGGAAGGCAUUUUCGCCCUCUACGACCCACGAGUCCGUGAGCUAUGUGAUAUGGCAAUAUACUGCGAAGCUGAUGCAGACACCUGCUUGUCGCGGAGAAUUGUCCGAGACGUUCGGGAACGUGGCCGAGAUGUCGAAGGCUGUAUAAAACAGUGGUUCGCUUUCGUGAAGCCGAAUUUUGAAAAGUACGUCGAGCCGCAACGUAAGGUGGCCGAUUUAAUCGUACCACGAGGAAUCGAGAACCAAGUUGCACUGGAUAUGAUGGUUCAGUUCAUCGAAAAGAAGCUCUUUGUAAAGUCAAUACACCAUCGAGAGGCUCUGGCUAGGCUUGAGGUCAGAGAUAGAGAUGAGCCCCUCUCCGAGCGCGUCGUGGUCAUGAGCGAAGCACCUCAAAUCAAAUUCAUGAACACCAUUCUCCAAGACAUAGACACUACCGCCGAGGACUUUAUCUUUUAUUUCGAUCGACUCGCCGCUUUGAUCGUCGAACAGGCUCUGAAUAACGUCCAGUUCGAAGAAACGACAAUUGAGACGCCACCGGGCUACAAGUACAACGGCCUGCGACCCAAGGGAGAAGUCAGCGCUGUAAUUGUGCUUCGAGGAGGAUCAGCCUUUGAACCGGCGCUCAGGAAGACCAUUCCAGACUGCAGAACAGGACGGCUCUUGAUCCAGUCCAGUUAUUCAACUGGCGAACCGGAACUUCAUUAUCUGCGUCUCCCGGAAGAUAUUCACGAGCAUGAAAGUGUGUUGCUGCUCGACACGCAGAUGGCUAGUGGAGGAGCAGCUCUCAUGGCUGUUCAGGUUCUAGUCGACCACGGCGUCGCUUUGGAACGUAUCGUCCUGGCAACUUAUUCCGCUGGAAAAGUUGGCUUGCAUAGGUUGAUGACGGUAUUCCCAGAGAUUACGGCCGUGGUGUGCAAUCUCCUACCUCACCAAGAGCAGCGGUGGGUUGAAAAGAGGUAUUUCCGUUGUUAA
This is a messenger RNA of Trichoderma gamsii, 1344 nucleotides long. Its product is annotated as uridine kinase. The transcript is spliced from 9 exons. Gene Ontology annotation, cellular component: cytoplasm. NCBI's taxonomy places the organism in Eukaryota, Fungi, Ascomycota, Sordariomycetes, Hypocreales, Hypocreaceae. The record is from RefSeq and is a predicted model, not a curated record. Bases 1 to 1344 code for a protein of 447 amino acids. Gene Ontology annotation, molecular function: ATP binding; kinase activity.